Symbiodinium sp. CCMP2456 is the source of this 2262-nucleotide messenger RNA. Lineage: Eukaryota; Dinophyceae; Suessiales; Symbiodiniaceae. The record is from the annotation of a GenBank genome assembly.
AUGGGAGAUCGCGGAGGAAGCCGCAGCCGCGACCGUGACACCAAACGCAAGGACAGUCGGAGUCGUUCACGCAAGAAGGACAGCCGAAGCCGGAGCCGGAGCAACGCAGAGGCGAGGCCCAAGCGACCAGAUGAUUAUGGCGUGGACACCAUGAAAAUCACUGAUGAUGAUGCCGCGUUCAUCUUGGGCAAAGGUGGCAAAACCAAGGAGAAGAUUGCGAGAGUUUCCGGCGCAGAAAUAGAGCUCUUCGAGCGAGACUUGGUCUUGGAGAUCCGUGGGUCCAAGAAGGAGCGUCGUCGAGCAAAGAAAUAUGCCGAAGGUGUCAUGGCACAGCGGACGGGGCCGGUAACAGUGAACGAGGACUAUGACGACGGAGAUUUGACAAUGCUGCGUGUUCCACAAGAGGCCGUGGGCUUCGUCACUGGACGAGCAGGCAAUUUCCUUCGCACCAUCGAGGAGGAGUGGGGAACAUUGAUGUUUUUCGUCGAAGUGGAAAGCUCACGCUCCCGGAGCAAGGAGUACGAAAAACUCGCAAUUUUCGGAAACGUGAAAGCACGUCGCGGGGCCGAGCUGAAGGUCCUCAGCGCAGUGGAGACAAAGGUCCCCGGCUACUUCGACAAAAUACGCGAGGACGUGGUGCCUCGAGAUCGAGGUGCUGACCACGGAGACGGUUCUUGGGGCACGGACACGAUGACUUUUCAGGAUGACGAGCUGUCGUAUGCUUUGGGGAAGCAGGUGGGCAGACGCCUGCAGGUGAUUUGCUGGCUGUGGCUCUGGUCCUGCAUGCUCUGCAUGCUUAUGGACGUCUGCAAGAGCCGGGUUUUUGCCGUGCAGCACCCAUUGCUGGAACCUCCCGAGAUUAAAGAUGUCGCAGCGGCAGCUUCCGAAUGCAACGCCCAAGAGUUCUUAGCACGGGUCCGGAAGAUACCUCUCGCGAACCAGAGAUCCAGCAUGGAAGUGGCCUUGAAUCAGAGCGGUUUAGACGAAGGCCGGAUCUCCCUCUUCCUUCUGAGUUGCUUGGAAGUUGCGGCCAAGGACAAAGCUUUCGGAAACGAGGGAAAGCUGACUGGUAUGGUGUGCAGCUUAUGUAGCGACGGCGACGGCCGCCCGGAAGAGGACCCGACAGUACGGCAGCGAGCCCUUGCGGUUUCCUUGCAACUCUGGAGGCACAACGCCAGCCAGUUCACAGCCUUGCGGGUUCUGCAGCAAUGGUGCAUCGACGAGACGGAUGCAACAAGCCAGCAGUUGGAAGCCAUUCAAAGGAUGUCCGAGGAUUUGUUGGCGAAUAACAAUUGGCGACUCCUUCAACUGUUUUUGAAGGCAUUCCCCAGGUUUGCUCCAGAACAUGCGGACAGGAUUGAUGAGGCCAUCAAAAAGAUGUGCGAGGAGGGAAGCUUCAAAGCCGCAAUCCAAGUUGCGAAGUGUGCUUUGUGGCCGAAUUCUCGGAUUGGCCGGCUGUACCAACAGCUGCAAUUCCAUCAGAUCAAGACUGGCGCGAGAUCCGAGCAAGGCAAGGAACUCGCUUCGAUCGCUGCCUGCGGAAAAGACCAAGGCCGACAAAGGCUCUUCGUGAAGGAGCUCUUCAAAGCAGGGAAACUCGAGCUGGCUUCCGAGCGCAUCAGCGCGUGGAGCCUCGAAGGCCUGCGGCCAACGUCCUCGCAGAAGCGGAAGGGUGCCAAGCGUGCUCGGAAUUUCUACCGGCUGCCGGCCCAUUUAAUGGUCCGCACAGUGAGCUUGAAAGAUGAAGUGGAGGAGGGUGUGUCAGUGUUGCAGCAGGCGCAGUGCAUCGGCUUCGACACAGAGUCUCUGCAGCGGGGACAGCCUUGCUUACUUCAAGUUGCAUCAAACAAGCACGCGCUGUUGAUCGAUUUGCUCGCACUUCAGUCCGACUCUGCCGCAUCUGUGGCAAGGCUCUUUUCCAAUCCGGACAUCGUUAAGCUCAGCUUUGCCGGUCGGCAAGAUCUGAGGCAGUUGUCCACUGUUCUGGGGGUCGAAGCCAAGUCCGUGACACCUUUCUUUGACUUGAAGCAUUUGGGAGCGCUGUACCGCAUGAACCAAUCCGAUAUCGACUUCAACGAGGCCCUCGACGGCCUCGGGCUCUCCUCACUGGCUGAGGAGGUCUUGGGCAAGCCUCUGAACAAGGAGAUGCGCGCAAGCGACUGGUCCAGAAGGCCUUUGCUGCCUGCACAGCAGCAGUACGCGGCCGUGGAUGCCUGGAUUCUGCUGCGGCUUUGGCAGCGACUGAAGCACUUCGCGGAGUAG